AGGGACUGUGGAUGUUUCUGGACAAAAAUUCUUUCACAAGGGUGCACAUGCUGCUCCAGAGACUGGAGAACCUGGUCACCCUGGCCCAGUGGGCGAGGAGGCAGCUCAGUUCAGCCCACCUCUGGCACGGUGUGGGCAUCCCGUGUGUGGUGUGCAGGGAUACAUGUGGCUCCUCAGAAGUCAGACAUGGCUGCUGGAAACGAGCGCACAAGGCUCUAAAGCAACACAUCUUGCUUGGACAGUUGGUUCAGUGGUGGGGCAUGAUGGGGCUCUUGCCCAAAUACCCCGAGGCUCACGAGGUGAAGCGCAUUUCUCAGAUGUGGAAGGAAAUGGAUCAUAGUCAUCGGAAAACUUGUCUUGAGACAUCUGGAUGGGAGGAGGUAGGAGGGGAAAGAUGGAAGUCAUCUUUCAUUCAAGGUAUGGUGACUGAACUGGAAAAACAGCAUGGCUGCAUUUGGACUUCUGAGGACUGCACAGAUCAGGUCUACCCUCCCCCUAAUCUGCAAGCCCUACUGAAGCUUGUACUGGUGCCUCAUAUGGACCACAUGUCAGUCCAGGCAAUUCUCAUGUAUUUUAUCUUGGACAUGGCGAAUUUCCUGCAGUGCAAAGAUGACCUCCUACAAUCUUUCUGCCAUGCCUUCACAAUUCCUUCCAGCUUUUCCCAACAAAUUAGGGCCCUGUGGAUGCUUGAUCAUGGACACAUCAAGGCCUCUAUGGAGCUUCUGCUGAGCCCCAGGGCCACUGUCCCCUGGCUCUCCUGGCAACAUCGUUGUGUCAUCCACUGCCUGCUGGCGAGGAAGCAGCCUCGGUUGGCGUUGAGGUACCUGCAUUGGACUAUGCCUGCAAUGGAGAGUGUUGAGGAUGCCAAGCUCUAUACAGAUGUGCUACUACAAAACAGUUGUGUCAUUCCUGUAGGAUACAAAUGUGAAGGAGACAAUGGUGGGAUUGAGACUGCAGGCUCACUGCAGCUAAAGAUACAGAAAGACUGUUCAGCAGGGAGCCCAGCCUGUCCGCUAUCUGCCAAACUGUAUCAGGCUCAGAAAGUCAACUCUGUGUCCCGGGAGGAGCUUGUCAAACUAGUAAGAGAGGCUGUGAUGGAAGUGAGAGAACUACAUCCCAAGAUAAGUGAGGUGGUGUGGCCAGAGCACACAUUGAGAAAAUCAAACAGCAGAGAGAUGUUUCUGUCAACCCAGGCUCUGCGUUGCCUCACACCCAGCCCCUCCCCAAUGGACAUGGCUGGGGAAGUAGAGCACACAGCACAAGCAGAUAAACCAGAGGAGCAACCUGAGACACCAGAGCAUGUUUCCUCCUCCGAGUCCCCAUGUGUAGAGGAUCUGAUCUCUGAGUCUGUCUCCUCUAUUACCUCAGCCUCCUCCCUGCCUCUGUUGAGACAGGAGCAUCCUUAUGUGUAUCAGAGAACUUUAACUCUGCAGAGGAUCUCGUCUCUCCUCACUGAUGGAGAGAAUGAAAAUUGUUCUGAGCUGGCAGUGACACUAGAUGGCACCACAGACUCCAUUUCCCUCAGUGACUUGAACAAAGACAUUCUGCUUGAGCUGAUGCUUUCUGGGGAGGGUAAGUGCUGA
Scomber japonicus (chub mackerel) is the source of this 1583-nucleotide messenger RNA. RefSeq lists its product as uncharacterized. The transcript has 12 exons. Bases 12 to 1583 code for a protein of 523 amino acids. Lineage: Eukaryota; Metazoa; Chordata; Actinopteri; Scombriformes; Scombridae. The record is from RefSeq and is a predicted model, not a curated record.